Messenger RNA from Arabidopsis thaliana (thale cress), 1525 nucleotides. It is a transcript of the gene SPDS2, whose product is annotated as spermidine synthase 2. The record is from RefSeq and is marked reviewed. The transcript is spliced from 8 exons. NCBI's taxonomy places the organism in Eukaryota, Viridiplantae, Streptophyta, Magnoliopsida, Brassicales, Brassicaceae. Gene Ontology annotation, biological process: polyamine metabolic process; polyamine biosynthetic process; spermidine biosynthetic process. The coding region runs from base 244 to 1266 and encodes 340 amino acids. Gene Ontology annotation, molecular function: spermidine synthase activity; catalytic activity.
CUUUAAAAAGCAACCAAAAAAAAAAGAGCUGUCAUGAUUGAUAUUCAUCAUCACAAAAUAAUGAAAAUUGCCUUAUUCACGUAAUAACAAAAAGAAAAUGAUUUUAUAACAGUCGAAUCGUACGGCAGAUAUUUGUUGGCCCCUCCUCUUAUAUGAUAUCAUAGUCAACAAGAGAACAAAGCCACAGAGAGAGAGAGACACUAAAACCCUAAUCUCUUACUCACUGUCUCUCUUCUUCAAUCCAUGUCUUCAACACAAGAAGCGUCUGUUACUGAUUUGCCCGUGAAGAGACCUAGAGAAGCAGAGGAGGACAAUAACGGCGGCGCCAUGGAAACAGAGAACGGUGGAGGAGAGAUAAAGGAGCCUUCUUGUAUGUCCUCUAUUAUUCCUGGAUGGUUCUCUGAGAUUAGUCCUAUGUGGCCAGGAGAAGCACAUUCUCUCAAGGUAGAGAAGAUUCUAUUCCAAGGGAAAUCAGAUUACCAGGAUGUUAUUGUUUUCCAGUCUGCAACAUAUGGAAAGGUUUUGGUUUUGGAUGGAGUGAUUCAACUCACUGAGAGAGAUGAAUGUGCGUAUCAAGAAAUGAUCACUCAUCUUCCUUUGUGCUCUAUCUCCAACCCCAAAAAGGUACUGGUGAUUGGAGGAGGAGAUGGAGGAGUCCUGAGGGAAGUGGCACGUCAUAGUUCUGUUGAGCAGAUUGACAUUUGUGAAAUAGAUAAAAUGGUGGUUGAUGUGGCUAAGCAGUAUUUCCCUAAUGUAGCAGUUGGAUACGAGGAUCCUCGUGUCAACCUCAUCAUUGGCGAUGGUGUUGCUUUCUUGAAGAACGCUGCUGAAGGAACCUAUGAUGCAGUUAUUGUUGAUUCAUCUGAUCCAAUCGGUCCAGCAAAAGAGCUAUUUGAGAAACCUUUCUUUGAGUCAGUGAAUAGAGCUCUUCGUCCUGGUGGAGUUGUGUGCACACAAGCUGAAAGCUUGUGGCUUCACAUGGAUAUCAUUGAAGACAUUGUUUCUAAUUGCCGUGACAUCUUUAAAGGAUCUGUUAACUACGCUUGGACCAGUGUUCCAACUUACCCGAGUGGAGUCAUUGGAUUCAUGCUUUGUUCAUCUGAAGGACCACAAGUCGAUUUCAAGAAGCCAGUGAGUCUAAUCGAUACUGAUGAAAGCUCUAUCAAAUCACACUGUCCCUUGAAGUAUUACAACGCUGAGAUUCACUCAGCUGCUUUCUGCUUGCCCUCUUUUGCUAAGAAGGUGAUUGAUUCGAAAGCCAACUAGAAAAGAGAAGAGAAAUCAUUUGCUUUAGAGAAACUUCAUGUGGAAGUGAUAAUAUGAUGAUACAAUGAUCCUUUGGAAAAAAAUAAAGAAGUUUUAAUUUUUAGAAUGUAAUGUUCUUUCACCUGCAAUGUUAUGUGACUGCACUGAGCUAUCAAUCUCUUUUUAUAAGCAUUACACAUAUUUCAUAUCCUUUUUUUAACGUUAUGCAUCUAUAAUUGACUAACUUUCGAUUUAAUGUGAUCACAUAAUAUGAUUUAAA